AUGAAUGGAGAAGAGCCACGACGACGACGGAUGACAAUUCUGAUGCUUCCUAAUGAUUUGGUAUAUAACUGCUUAGCCCGCGUCUCAAGAUUGCAUUACCUAACUCUUUCUUUAGUCUCCAAGAGAUUCCGCUCUCUCCUUGCUUCAUCUGAACUUUAUCAGACCCGAACCCUUCUAAACCGCACGGAGAGUUGUCUUUAUGUGUGUUUACGCCUAUGUACCGGCUCUCAGCCACUACGUUGGUUCACGCUCUGUCGGGUACCAUCUAACUCCAAAAAGUUUUUGGUCCCUAUUUCAUCUCCUAGUUCUCCAUCUGCAUUGUGGUCGAAUGCUGUAAUGGUUGGUCCUAACAUCUACACUAUUGGAGGAUUAGUGAAUAAGAAUGCUUCGUCUAGCGUCACGGUCAUGGAUUGUCGUUCUCACACAUGGCGUGAGGCAGCACCUAUGCGUGUGGCCCGUGUGUUCCAAUCUUCUUGCGUCCUUGAUGGAAAAAUAUAUGUAACAGGAGGCUGCGAAAAUCUUGAUUUAACGAACUGGAUGGAGGUUUUUGAUACGAAGGCCCAAACUUGGGAGUUUUUGCAGAUCCCUAACGAGGAGAUAUUUGGAGGUGCUGAAUACAAUAGCAUCGGAUAUGAAGGAACUGUCUAUGUGAGGUCUGAUGACAAGGAUGUGACUUACAAGCUUCAUAAAGGCAGAUGGACAACCGCAGACUUAGCGAUAAAUAGUGGAUGGGCUCGAUCAUCAUCUUAUUGUGUGAUAGAAAAGGUGUUCUACCGCUCUGGUGGUAAAACGAUCGAGUGGUAUGAUUCGAAAGAAAGAUCAUGGAAAAUUUUGAAAGGUUUGGAAAAAUUACAUACGUUAACUCGUUUUGCUCAUCUUAACUUGGUGAAUUAUGGUGGUAAAAUGGUAGUUGUGUGGGAAAAGUAUGUGGUGGAUAAGAACCAUAAAGAGACAAUGAUUUGGUGUGCGGAAAUUGCGAUUGAAAAACGCCAAAAGAGAGAGAUUUGGGGAAUGCUGGAGUGGGUUGACAUUGUACUGUCCAUUGAGUCAUAUGGUUUAGUGCAUGUUCUUGCUAAUACCAUUUGA
This is a messenger RNA of Camelina sativa (false flax), 1086 nucleotides long. The record is from RefSeq and is a predicted model, not a curated record. NCBI's taxonomy places the organism in Eukaryota, Viridiplantae, Streptophyta, Magnoliopsida, Brassicales, Brassicaceae.